Messenger RNA from Ostreococcus tauri, 1500 nucleotides. Its product is annotated as PRONE domain. The transcript has a single exon. Bases 1 to 1500 code for a protein of 499 amino acids. The record is from RefSeq and is a predicted model, not a curated record. Lineage: Eukaryota; Viridiplantae; Chlorophyta; Mamiellophyceae; Mamiellales; Bathycoccaceae. Gene Ontology annotation, molecular function: guanyl-nucleotide exchange factor activity.
AUGUCGUCCGACGUCCACGCGCGUCCGAUCGUCGUCGAGGACGCGGUGGAGGCUGAAACGCACGACGAAUCGACGGAGAAGAAACACACGAUGCGCGAGGCGAACGACGACGACGACGCGUCGACGCGCGCGAACGGGGAAGCGCAGACGCAGAGGGGCGGAGAAACAGGUGUGACGUCGUCGAAGGCGUCGCGGACGCGGGAGGCUAUCGAGAGAAGGUUCAAGACGACCUGGGGCGCGGUGCCGCUCCUGCGGGCGACGCGCGCGAACGCGAGCGCGCAGGCGGCGGACGACGAGGUGGAGGAGGCGAUGCGGCGGGCGAUGGGGAACGAAUCGAGCGUGCCGAUGCCUGGUGGGGGUAGUGCGCGGAGUGAAGAUUCGAGCUCGGGUCUCAGUGGCGCUCGAGGGCGAGGAUCCGAGCUCGCGCGAGAGCACUGGGACGAGUUGAGAGCGCUGGAGCGGCAGUUGAGUAACGCGCGAGCGGCGUUCUCGAGCGAAGACGAUGACGGUUUCGGCUACGCCCGGGAUUUUGAGGUCUUGAGGGAAUGGAACGGGAACGUCCUGGAGCUCGCGGCGCCGAAACCGACGCUUAAGAAUCCCACGGAUGGGUUGACGGAGACGCAGUAUAAGAAGCUACUCGGGACGUCGCAGUGGAUCCGAGGCGUGCUCGAGGGGGCGACUCGGAUAUUUUUACUCAGCGUCGAGGCGAUGCCGACGCCGUCGGUAUGGCAGGCGUCCGUAGAACUGAAUGCAAAGGAGAUUAUAGGGGCGAGAUUGUACGGUGAGCUCAACGUGGGAAACGCGUUUAACGCCGAGGCGUUGGCGGAUCGCGAGGCGUUUGGGGGAACGGACUCAAUCGAAGACGACGCGGUCAAGGGGAACGUCGAGGUGUUACAGAUGCUAGAUGACCUCGAGAAAGCUGAGGCGGUGUGGCAGUCCAAGCUCAAGGAGCAGCAAACGAUCGAUUCACUGCAAACGAUUCAGUGGGGGAGUCACAGCUCCCGAGCAAAGGAGUUACAGCGCAAGCUCCGAAACUCGAGUGCGUAUCGGCGUGUUUUGUACGCCCGAUAUCCCAACGCCGGCCUCACGUCGUUACAACAGAUGAAGAUCACUCGAAAUGACGACGUCGCGCUCGUCGCGCUGUCGACAUACGCUGACGAUCUGGUCCGCGUCGCCGCGGCGCUUCGCGCGAGAGCGCUCGACGUCUUCGACGCGCAUCACGCGUGCAAGGGCGAGCCCAACCCCCACCGCCGACGGCCGCGAGCCCCGAGCGUGGUCGAAUACGUCUCUAUGGGUCUUGGCUACACUUCGGCUGUGAUGUACGACCUUCGUAAAUCCCUCGAGGCGUCCUACGACGAUGCCUGGCAGUUUGUCGGCAUCACCCGCCGCGGAUGCACUUCCACGCCCACCGCGGCACCUGCCGACCGAUCCCCUGCCGCCAUACACUACGUCUCCGACGUCGACACCGACUCCGAGGACGAGUUCCCAUCGUCGCCCUAG